UUGAAGCACCUAGCGAGUUUUGUGUAUAAAAUCCUAAAUCGUCACAAGUUUUAAUACAUUAAAGUGAAUUAUACUGCUUCUGCUGAAACUAAAUUUCAAAGCUAUAAAAUCUGAAUUCCGUAAAAUAAGUUUUCUGAUAUUAAGAUUUAUGUGAAUCAUCCUACGUCGGGCUUUCACGCUACAUUUUCAUCAAUAUUAUUGUGUUGUUUUUGCGUUAAACUUCAUUAUCAAAGCAAAACAAAUGUAGUUUAAGGUUCAUUGUUCCAAUAUUUAAAAUCGAAUGCUUGUGACUAAGAAGAACUUAAAUCGAUAUUGGAAUACUCGUCUAUUGUUGUGAAAUGAGAGUGCAAAUUUUCUGACAAACUCCUGAUGGGUAACUGCUGACAGAACGCUAUAUUUAAUAUUCAUAGAUAAUUUAUAAACUGGUGAGUAGUGACUAUUAUAUUUUAUAGAACAUUUUGCUGUGAACACUUAAUCAUAAAAAUUCCCCAUACCCUAUCUAAAUUAUUGCUCGUUUUCACCAUGCUUUGUAAUUGUGUACCACCUAUUUUAUAAUUACAUCAUUAAUGAGUCAUCAUUAUAUAAAUCAAGAUAUUUUUGUUGUGUGAUACCUAUAGUUUUUCUAUACAUAAUUCAUAUUCUUCUUACACUUGUGGUUGAAGGUAUAUAUUUAAUACUUUCAUUUUUUCAUAUUUUUUAUAACAGUUUCUCUUAAUUUGUUAAGUAGUGUCUUGAUUAAAAGUCAUUUUUAUUAAGACCCUAUAGGAAAUUAAAAGCUACCCUUACUCUAUCAACUCAAAACAUCAAACAUCACAUAAAAUAAUGUGUAUUUCCUAUUGCCAUUCCACAAAUUUAUGUGAUAAAUAAGUACUUCUGUAAGUUAUUAUAAAGUAAAUGAAGAUUUACAAUCUUUACUGUAAAUCUUUAUUAACUUUAGCUUGUCAAAAUAUGCUUUAUUAAUCCUACAUUAUUUAUGUUACACAUUAAAAUAUGUUUAUAUGUUUUAAUGUACCUAAAUAGUGUUGUAUUAUUGAAAUAUGUUUUGUCACAUUAGGUAACUUUUCAUAGAGAAUAAGUUUGAAGAUAUGAGUAAUAUGUUUUAUGUUUUUAAAGGUAUUUUAUUAUUUGCUUAUAUUGAGUAAUUAUGAUUGAUACUUGUUUUUACAUAAAAUAAAUAUUCUAAUCAAUAAUUCAAUUGCACAAUAUUUGUUUAAAUAUUAUUUUUACUGAAAGUAUAACUAAUCAUAUAAAGUGAGUUUUUAAUUCAACUCUCAGUUAAUCCAAUUUUUUUACUACAUUAUCUUUUGUGUGAGAUUGAUAUAUUAAAAUCAAAUACAGCAUUUUGAGUUAUAUUUUCAAUCAUAUGUUAUCGCCAAUUUAGUUGUUUUAUGCCAAUGUGUUUUUGCAGUCACAAUGGGUCGAUACACUGGGAAGAAGUGUAGACUAUUGUCAAUGUUAUGGCUCACAGGUGGCUUCUUCUUUGUGGAACUCAUAGUGGGCUAUUUCACCAACUCAAUGGCCCUUGUCGCAGAUUCUUUUCAUAUGUUAAGUGAUGUUGCUGCUCUUGUCAUUGCUUUUUUAUCAGUUAAAAUGUCACCAAAGAAAUGGUCAAAGAAUACAUUUGGGUGGGCCCGUGCAGAAGUAUUGGGCGCUUUAGUGAAUGCUGUGUUCCUUGUGGCUUUAUGCUUCAGUAUAACAAUUGAAGCCGUCAAGCGGUUUAUUGAAAUCGAAAUUAUACAUGAUGCAAAAUUACUAGUCGCUGUUGGAACAUUAGGAUUAAUUUUGAACAUUGUAGGAUUAUUUUUAUUUCAUGAACAUGGUAGCAGCCAUGGACAUUCCCAUGGCGGCGUACCGCCACCAGCCAACGUGAGGCACCUCACAGAAAUCGUAAACAGUAAUGCGGACAUGGCACUCGGUCACAACGCAACAGACACAGAAGAAACAGAUGAAAUGGUACCACCGAAUACGGCCAAAAUGCCCAACAAUAAUAAACAGACGCCAUGCCGCGCCACCACUGACCCUGGUCAUAUGAAUAUGAAAGGAGUUUUUCUUCAUGUGCUGUCUGAUGCCUUAGGUUCACUAAUCGUAGUAGGCUCCGCUUUAAUCGUGUGGCUGACAGACUGGAAGUACAAAUAUUACAUCGACCCUGCGCUCAGUAUAGUGUUAGUGAUCCUGAUCCUUGCGUCAGUGUGGCCCUUACUGAGGGAGUCUUCGCUUAUUCUGUUGCAGACAGUGCCUACACAUAUCCAGGUGGACGCGAUUCAGCGACGCCUCCUGGAGAAAGUGGAUGGAGUUCUCGCCGUCCAUGAGUUCCACGUUUGGCAGCUGGCUGGUGACAGGAUCAUCGCUAGUGCACAUAUUAGAUGUAGAAACUUGUCAGAGUACAUGAAAAUAGCUGAGAAGGUGAAAGAGUUCUUCCAUAAUGAGGGCAUCCAUUCCACUACAAUACAGCCGGAGUUUGUGGAACUGCCCCUGGGCGGGAGCGAGAUAACGAGCGGUGCGUCCGCAGAGGCGCCGUGCGCGUUACACUGUCCGCCCAACGACUUGUGUCACAACGCAACGUGUUGCGGCCCCAACCAACAGGAGCGUAAUACACCAUCGCCGGCAGUCACGCCAUAUUUGUGCCGACAGCGCAACAUGGGUUCGAGAACAGAGUCGAUCUGCUCGAAUUCUGGCAACGGGCAACAAUCAAGGUUAGUUACAUGGGAAUUGGCCGCUUUAGAGAUUGGGUCCAGUAGCUGCUGAAUAACGUAGAGAAAAGCUCAUAAAAAUAUCCGGCUCGAAGGACCAAAUUUAUGAGAUUGAUUUGUUUCGAAAUUAUUUUCUUGACAAUUCACAUGCUAAUACACUUAUAAUAAAAUUUAUAAUUAUAGGUUUGUAGUGAAUUAUAAAAAUAUUGUUUUAGUUCCCUGCUCCAAUCGCCGAUGGUGGAAGGAGAGUUAGCCGUCUGACAGCCAACUGGAUUCAACCGGGAUGACUAGGCACACGUUACAACAUGAACGCUUGAUCGAGUGUAGUGAAUAUUUUUUUUAAUAACUACUUUAUAAAUUACACAAAACACGCGAUCGUUUAUAAGAUUUUAAUACUAUUCCUUUGUGUACAUUAAAAAUAUUUUUCCUGUGGAAAAUAAUUAGUUUCCUUUCGUACGCAGAAAUUAAAAACACUUUACUGAUAGUAACGAUUGUUCUUUGAAAUAAUCUAUCAAGUGGUCCAGAUAAUUUAUUUGAUAACUCUUGUUACCUAACUGUACAAUAUUGUUUUAGAAAUAAUUAUGAAUACGUCGUGUGUUCCUGAUUUUAACUAAUCAAACGAAAAAUAAAUCACCAUCUACGAGAUAUAGACAUAAAAAAAUCAUAUUAUUUAUAAAUUCUGUAUUAAUAUCCGCUACAUAUACUUUCAAUUUGAUUUUUUUUUUUUCAAUAAUAUCGAAUCUCCUCAUGGGAACGUGUGUAGAGGGCUUAACCUCUGCAUCAGUGGUGCAAAAUUAAAUACUUAAGCGUAAUCUUGCUGCGAUAUCCAACUUGCUGAUUAGCAGCUACUAUAAUAGGACAUAGUAAGUUGAAAUACAAUACAUUUUAAAAAUAUCAAGUUACAAUAAAAGAUUUUGUAGCAAUAAGACGGUGAAUACCAAAUUAAAGUGAAAAGUUGUUGACUUUGAUACUAUGUUUAAUUUGUGUUAUACGAAUUUCGUCUUUAAGACAAAUUAGUUUGAUUAUAUUGUUUAGUGUGUGUGGUAUCAGUUUUUUGAGUCUGUAUCUUAAUUUAAGGAUAUUUUAAUAAAAUCAUAUAUAAAUAUACUCUUAUGAAUAAUAAAUUAAAAACACAAAAAAUAUGGAAAGCCUCGAGUUGACCUAUUCAAAUAUAUUCCUUAUUUAAACGAGAAUAUACUGUUAUUUGUUCGUAAGUACAAUUCUAUAUUCAUACAUAUACCUACGUAUUGUUUAUCUCAACAAAUAUUGUGAUAGCCACCGUAAUUAUACUGAUAUGAGGAAACAUAAUACAUUUUGACAUUUUAAUAAUAGGGUCAAUGACCUGAUAAAUCGUAGCCACGUGGAUGAAAUGACAUAGUUUCCACAAACAAUGUUAUCAAAUACUUGUACACCUAGACAUGUCUUUUAAGUAGUCUGCAUUACGAAAUUAUCCUAUAAUAUUAUGUAUAAUGUACUAAUUCAAACGGUAAUUGAAUAUUAUUCAAGUACUUAUAAUGCUAUCAUUAUACCGCAUAAAUAAUUCAUACGCAUUCUUAUCAUAAACACCGUUUAAGCGGUGUGUGACUGUGUAAUAGUUAUUUUGGAAUAUAAUGAUCCGUAUCAUUGUUUGUACCUACAGUAAGUUACCUCAAAAUGUCAAAUUUCUUACAACAAUUUCAAACUGAAUUUUGCACGCAUUAAGGUAUAUAUUACGAAAAUAAAAUGGAUUGUAGAAUUUUGUUAGUUUUGUACAAAUUUGCUAUGGACUGUAUUACAGUAGUCUGUUUUUAGGUCGUGCGAAAAUCUUGUCAAUGAUACAAAAUGUAAGCGUCAAAAUAAAGCGAUAUGUAUCGUUAACCAUAGAACUUGUAUUGUUUCCGCUAAGUACUGCGUUACGCUAUAGCUCGCUGACCUCACCCAGUAUACGUAUUCUUUAGUUUCGACGCUCACAUAAUACUAUGGGUCAUUAUGCGUUUUGCCCUAAGUAUUUUUACCCUACCUAUUUGGCUACGCGCUCACUGAUUAUUUUCUGUCCAGUGGCUUUGUGUCAUGUCACCGUAACAGAAUAUUUACGGUGGCACGCACACUUAAGAGCUUGAUAAUUAUGUGACUUCCAUACAAAUUACAAAAACACAGUGACAGACGCAAAAUCAAAGAUGACCAAACAUUGCCAGUGCGCGCAUAGUCUUACACAUUAUAUAGAUUAUAUUAUUACUUAAUUUAUUAAUGGUGUAUUCAGUAAAAACACUUAUGGAAAUGUUAGACUUCUUUCAAUGACAUAAAUGUUAUAUUAAUGCCUUUAAAGCGGCCGAAACUCGGACAAUAGACGCUGCGCGUUCUUAUACAUGCUCACAUGUUAAGUCAAAUGUUCACAUGUUAUAAUUUUUUUGCUUAAAUUUUAGAAAAAGUACGACUAGAUUUCGCGAUAAAUUCUACCUCAGUGAGAAAUAAAAAUUAUUAUCUAACAGAAUUUCGAACUGAGUUUCAAAAUUCAAGCCCUGGUAAGAUCAUCUAACUGAUCCAUGAUGCAUAUUAAAAAAAAUAUUUCAAAGAUUAUUUUUAUUUAGUAUAAUACGAUAGGUAGAUAAUUAAAACUAUUGUAAUUGCAUCGUACACAAAACCGAAAAAUGUUUUAAUCUUUACCUAGUUCGCUAGUUACGUGAACUUCUGAAAAAUUAACUGACUUUCUAUAUAAAUACAUAUUAAAUGAACUUAUGUUCUAGUAUUAAACUAUAUUUCACUCAAAUGAACCUGAGAUUAGUUUGAAAAGUACUUAUAGACCAAUGGUAUUUAGGUAUGUAAGUAGUGAUCUAACGAAUACGGAUAUUCGUAUUUACUGAUAUAGUAGAUAUUUACUA
Messenger RNA from Diatraea saccharalis (sugarcane borer), 5548 nucleotides. The record is from the annotation of a GenBank genome assembly. Lineage: Eukaryota; Metazoa; Arthropoda; Insecta; Lepidoptera; Crambidae.